Phasianus colchicus (ring-necked pheasant) is the source of this 3651-nucleotide messenger RNA. It is a transcript of the gene ELAVL3, whose product is annotated as ELAV like RNA binding protein 3. Lineage: Eukaryota; Metazoa; Chordata; Aves; Galliformes; Phasianidae. Gene Ontology annotation, cellular component: ribonucleoprotein complex. The record is from RefSeq and is a predicted model, not a curated record. Gene Ontology annotation, molecular function: RNA binding.
UUUCCUUCCCUGCAUCCCCUCCCAUCAGUAUCCUGUACCCCUCCAGCCUUCCCCAUGGACCCCACCCUCAUCCAUCCACCCCAUCCCCAAUCUUUCCCCCCCCUUUUACCUGCAGUUACCAUCGCUGGGUCACCCCCACCUCAUGUCCCUGUGCUCUCUGCAUCUCAGCCCCCCCCAUCAUAAUGUCGCUCUGUGACAUGCUUGGUCAGGAAUGGGAAUGUUAUGUAUGUGCUUGCCAUUAGUGGGGCACAUAUGUGUACAACAGGGCCUCACAUGUGCCCUGUGUACGGGACACGUGUGGAGCUGUGGGUGCACAGUGUAUGUGCAGGGCUGUGCAUGGGUGUGGGAAUGAAUGCGUGCAACCUGCCCCCAUUUUCUCAGUCCCAUUUGCCCAUUUUCACCUUUUCUUUACUUACUUUUCUCACUGGAUUGCUUCCUGUGUCUCCCCCCCUCCCCCAGCUCGUGGCUGGUGGCUCCGGGUACCCCAUCCCUACAAAGGAUGGCCCUACAAAAGGCUAUUGUCCCCUGCCCUGUGUGACAGGCAAGGCGGGCGGGGGGAGGGCUCCAGAACAAAGGGGUAUUAUCUCCAGGGUGGCUGUUGUCCCAUCGUCCCCACAUCCCCACCAUUGCUGUCCCCACAUCUCCACCAUUGCUGUCCCCGCAUCCCCAUCGUUGUUCUCCCCACAUUCCCAUCAUUGCUGUCCCCACAUUCCCAUCAUUGCUGUCCCCACAUCCCCAUUGCUGACCCCACAUUCCCAUCACGGUUAUCCCCUCAUCCCGAUCAUUGGUGUUCCCCGUCCCCAUCAUUGCUGUCCCCGCAACCCCACCGCUGUUGUCCCCACAUGGUUGUCCCCACAUUGUUGUCCCCAUGGUGUUGUCACCCUCCUGAAGUCCCUUCGUGGUGCCAUCCUGGUGACCCCCAUCUCCAUCCCCUGCAGAUCCUGAGCACGGUGGAGGCUCCUGGUGCUGCAGGGCCAUCAGGCUGUGGCCCUGUCCCUGUUGCCGUCCCUGUGGUUGCAGUGGCAGCAGUGCCUAACGGUGUUCCCCCUGGCCCCCCUAUGGCUGAUGACAGCAAAACCAACCUGAUUGUCAACUACCUACCCCAAAGCAUGAGCCAGGAGGAGCUGCGCAGCCUCUUCGGCAGCCUUGGGGACAUCGAGUCCUGCAAGCUUGUCCGUGACAAGGUCACCGGGCAGAGUUUGGGCUACGGCUUCGUCAACUACGUGGAGGCAGGCGAUGCUGACAAAGCCAUCAGCACUCUCAAUGGCCUCAAGCUGCAGACGAAGACAAUCAAGGUGUCCUACGCCCGGCCCAGCUCGGCCUCCAUCCGUGAUGCCAAUCUGUAUGUGAGUGGCCUCCCCAAGGCUAUGGGGCAGAAGGAGAUGGAGCAGCUCUUCUCCCAGUAUGGCCGCAUCAUCACAUCCCGCAUCCUCGUUGAUCAGGUCACCGGUAUCUCCCGGGGGGUGGGCUUCAUCCGCUUCGACAAGCGUGUGGAGGCUGAGGAGGCCGUGAGGGGGCUGCACGGGCAGAAACCAUUGGGGGCAACCGAACCCAUCACAGUCAAGUUUGCCAACAGCCCUGGGCAGAAGUCAGGGGGGGCCCUGCUCAGCCUCUGCCCCGGUGCCCGCCGUUACAGCGCCCUGCAUCACACCCCGCAGCGAUUCCGCCUGGACAAUUUGCUGAACGUGGCUUAUGGUGUGAAGAGGUUCUCCCCACUGGCCAUCGAGGCUGUACCAGGGCUGGGAGCUGGAGUGGGGCUGGGAUCCCCAGGUUGGUGCAUCUUUGUGUACAACCUAGCGCCUGAAACAGAUGAAAGCGUCCUAUGGCAGCUCUUCGGACCCUUCGGUGCCGUCACCAACGUCAAAGUCAUCCGUGACUUCACCACCAACAAAUGCAAGGGUUUUGGUUUCGUCACCAUGACCAACUAUGAGGAGGCUGCUGUGGCCAUCGCCAGCCUCAACGGGUAUCGCCUGGGCGAGCGCGUCCUGCAGGUCUCCUUCAAGACCAGCAAGCAGCACAAGGCCUGAAACCCACCUUUCCUACCCCUGGCACUUCACCUAUGCCCCCCUCCCCCCCCAUCCUCCCCCCAAAAAACCACAAACCCUCACUAUGGGCUUCCAGAAACUGCUGGACCUCCCCUGAGCUGGGGGGGGGGCAUUAAGGGUGGGGAGAGGGAUGCAUGCAAAGAUUCUGCAGGGUAUUCCUUCUCCCCUUCUCCCCCCAGCCCCACACACAUCUGGGACACAUCUGCAAAGAGUUUGAAUGGGGAGGGGGGGUUGUGGGCGGUAACCCCACACUAUUGGAAUGUGGUGGGGCACUCACAGGCACUGCAGGAAACCUGGGGGAGGAUUUUGGGGGGAAAGGCAGCACUCAAAUUGGGGUACGUUGGGGGGGGGUCUCUCUACACCCUGGGUCGGUAUCAGCCCCCCCCCCAACGGCUUGGCCACGCCCACAAAGGAGGUCACGCCUACCAUGAAGGCAUCCCACAUAAUGGCGGCCACGCCUACAACGGAGACCACGCCUACAAACCGAGGCCACACCCCCCGAACGGAGGUCACGUCCCCAUACCCUUUAGCCACGCCCCCGUUAGAGGCGCUCUUUGGCGGUGGCCGGACCACUGCAGCAGUGCCGUGGGGCCAGGAGUUCGAAUCCCGGCUCUGGCUGCUUUCCCCACUUCCCUCCCUCGAGCCCCAACCACCCCAAAUUCGGCUUUUUUUGUCACCAAACUGGUGCCAAAAUAGAGGCCACACCAACCCUUCCCUGCUCUCCCUCCUGUUUUUAUUCAUGUUCUUGUCCCCUCUGGGGGGAGAGGUGGGAGGGCAGAAGGAUAAUUAAUAAUAAUAAUGGUAGCGUUAACAGUAGAGAAAUGAGAGGCCAAGGGAGCGAGCAGCAGCUCCUUGGCACGACAGACACAAAACCAUCUAUUUUUGUAAGAGAAGAAAAAAAAAAAAUCCAAAAAAAUACCCCAAUACUCCAACCCUUUCUUGACACUGCACUUCUAUGGGAGGGGGGGGGGAACUGAGUGGGACCCUUUGCCUCAUAGAGGGGUCACGGGGAGAGGUUGUGUGGUGAUUGGGAGCAAUGGGGUGGCUUCAAGGAGGUUCUGAUCACCCAACCAAUUCCCAGGGCUGUGAUUUCUGCUUGGCUGGUUCUGACCUCUGGGGCAAAGCAGCACCCCUCCAGUUUCCUCCCCCAUGACUCCUAUUAUUAUUGUUCUGGCUAUUGUUCUGAUUAUUAUUAUUGUUGUUUCUAUUAUUAAUUAUGAUAAUUAUGAUUGCUAUUCCCAUUAUUUAUUUUUCCUUCAGGAUGGCUCUGUGCUUUUUUUGCCCUUUGGUUCCCAUUUUAUUCUAGCUCUGAUUCUGCCUCCACCACCCCUUGGCCCUACUUUGUGUUGCGUUGCUCUCAUUUUCCCCACUCAGCUCAACCUUUUCCCUUGCCCGGGGCUGCAGAACCCUUCAAACCCCAGGCUGUAGGGACCCCCAAAAAGCAAUAAGAGCUGCACCCACUGUGGGGGGUCACUACCUGGGUCCUCCCUCUGCUAUUUGUUUUGAGGAGGAGAAGCCCCAAAAUGAACACUCAUGGGUGCAAGGAAGGUCCCCCUGCUGAGUGACCCCCCCCUCCCCCUCCAUCUCAGACACUUUGUAUUUUUCA